Messenger RNA from Periconia digitata, 459 nucleotides. Lineage: Eukaryota; Fungi; Ascomycota; Dothideomycetes; Pleosporales; Periconiaceae. The record is from the annotation of a GenBank genome assembly.
UGUCCAGACAUGUCGGCCUUUUGACGCGGCCCAAGAAACAGCUAUCACUGUUUGGAAUCCUACCAAGGAAUGCCGGACGAAAAGGAAAACCAAACUACUUGCUUCUCUUUUUGGGCGAGACCCCGUUCGGACUAUCAUGACCAUAGUGAACGAUAAUGUCCGGUACGUAUGAAUCAAGUCACCCCCAAGGAACGGGGCCACAGUUAUGCCUGGAUUACACGGCGUAAUGCCGUGGAGCUCCGCGGCGGAAAAUUCUUUCCCAGUCGCUCGGGCGGAGUAUUUAUUUUCCUUUUCUCGAUUUGCUCAAUCACACAAUUCGCGAGUCACAAAGCUGUCGCAGACAUCCAUCAAGAAGCAGAAGGAUGGGGGCUGGGCUCUCUCGCGGACAACAUGGACCAUGUUUUGUCCUGUUCGUUCGGCCAGCCUCCCCAUCUCUCAACAAGACGCGCCUCCAAUUGA